AUGGAUCCUAAAUUUAGAUAAUAAACCUUUAUAUCUAAUGAAGUUGAUAUCGUAUUAGAUAAUGAGAUGAUUGGAUUCGAUUUUUAUUCUAUCUAUGAAGGUAAAUAUUUAAAUUAAAUGUAAUUAGAAUAGAAUAAAACAUACAUAGCAUUUGUGGCAUUUUAUACACUAUCAAAUGGUUCUAAUUCUGAAGUUAUACCAUUAAAUAUUACAAAAUGCUAAAAUCCAUAAUUAUAUGGUAUGAAUUGUUUUGACUUUAGCUAAAAGCCUGAUUUAAAGCUGACUUUAGGAGAUUCGCAUAAAUUUUUUUCAUUUAUAAAUUUGCUUGUUUAUAAAUGCUAAGAUAUUGAUUAAUAAAAGACUUUUAUUCCUAAUAAUUGUGCAGAUGAAUAGUCAGUAGAAUAACUUAUAAGUUUGUCAUCUUAUCGCUUAAAUGUUAAGGUUUAAGCUUCUUAGUUUAAUACAUCAUCACAAUAAAUGUAAAAUUAAUAUAAAAGCUAAUUUAUUCCUAAUUAGAUUAAUACAUUUUAAUAUAACGAAUUCAAAAUUUAAUCAUAAGUCACUAAAGUCAAAGCAGGUUUUUUAAUUUAAUCUGAAAAUUCUUAUUCCUCUCCAAUUUCCUAUCAAAUAUCAACCUAAACAUAUGACCGUAAGUAGAUUAUUUAAGAUCUAGGUUUAUAUGCUUUUAAUUAAGUAACAUUUGAUAUAGAUGAAAGUGUUACAUACUUCAAUAUUUAAUAUCCAAUAUUUACAGAAGUUUUAGCUCUUUGCAAUAGUAUUUUAGCAUUAUUGCUCCUCUUAGGAUCAUUCUGUAGAAAAAUUGCUCAGAAUUUUAUUCAAAGAGAUAUUUUUUUUAUUUAGUUAAAAAACUUCUUUUUUGGUACUUAUCUAAGCAUCUUAGAGUAAAACAAUAUUAUUGAUUUCUGUAUAUCUAGAUAGGAACAAUAAAUUUCUUAGAAUCAGCAAAUUGAACCAAAUUAAGCUGAAUCUGAUGAAGAAAAUAAACACAACACCCUUCCUACAUGUUUUACACCUAAAUCUAGUUAAAUAGUAUUUCAAUAACUAUUGACGACAAGUAAUGGGGAUAAAGAAUAUGAUUAUGUUAAAGAAGAAUAUGAAAAUAAAUAGUUAAAUGAAGUUCUACCAUUAAAAAAUUAGGAAAAUUCAGAAAAACUAGAAUUUAAUUUUAAAAAACUUGAAUAUUCUUAGAAUUGUCUAAACUUAGAAAAUAGUAAAAAAGAGUUUAUUCCAACUAUUUUUAAGAAUGAGUUAUCUUAUUAAAAAGAUUUCCAACAUUAAAUAAAAGGAUCAAGUAAUAAAAUUAUAAAAAAUGAGACUAAAAUUCCAAGAAGAUAUUGUAAGAUAAAGAAAGUGCAUUUACCUACCCAAAAUCAUGUUUAAUUUCAUUAAUUCAAAAAUUUUAAGCAAAUCAUAUAACAAACUGAAAAAAAUUUCUAAACUUAAAAUGAUAUCUCUUUACAGCAGAGAUUAGAAAAAAUUCUUUUCUAAACAAAAUUAUGCAAUAAAAAGGAGUUUCUAAAAUCAAAAGGACUGGAAUAAUAUACUUUAAAUCAAUUGGAGUAAUCAAUUGAUGAUAGCUUAGAUUUCUUUACAUUUUACAAAGAAAUUUUAUUUUUAAAGAAAGCUGUUAUGAUCUUAUUAAGCAAAGAAUAAAUAGCUGCUUUAUCAGUUAUAGGAAUAUCUCUAUAAUCUAUAAAAUUAAAUUAGGAGAACACACUGAUGACUAGCUAAACAGAGGAAACAUAUUCAAAUCAUUUCUAAGAGUAAUAUAAAGUACUGUAAUCAAAAGAAUUGCAAAUUUAAUAAAUUAAAUAAUUCUUGUAAAGAUGUGAAAAUAGUGAGAAUAUGAGUAUUUUAGAUAAAAGAAUAUUUUCUUCAUUAAUUAUUAAUUAAUAAAAUUAAUAUUGA
Molecule: messenger RNA, 1929 nt
Organism: Tetrahymena thermophila SB210
Lineage: Eukaryota; Ciliophora; Oligohymenophorea; Hymenostomatida; Tetrahymenidae
Product: AMP-binding enzyme family protein
Exons: 3
Source: RefSeq, a predicted model, not a curated record